Messenger RNA from Perkinsus marinus ATCC 50983, 540 nucleotides. RefSeq lists its product as hypothetical. The coding region runs from base 1 to 540 and encodes 179 amino acids. The record is from RefSeq and is a predicted model, not a curated record. The transcript is spliced from 6 exons. Lineage: Eukaryota; Perkinsozoa; Perkinsida; Perkinsidae.
AUGGUCCUCCUACUACUACUCCGAAAUUCACCAUGGGAGCUUAUAACUCAUCGGACUUCAGUGCGGCGUUUUGCUGGUAGGGUUAAUAAGAAAUACCAGAAGGUGAAAAAGAAGGCCCCGCGUUAUAUCAAACCGGAGGUCUGUCGCCAAGAUGGCGAUUUCCCAGUGAUGCCGACCAAAGGCUUGGCGUUGGGCUCAUCUAUAAGGGAGCUAGAUGAGGUUGCUAGAAACGAGGGGUAUCGAGAUGAAGAUACUGUACCGGCCCUACAGGAUAGACAGUUGAAGCCUCAUUAUUACCGACCGAAGGCAGUGGAACGUCGAGGGAAGAGCCCUCUAGUGCAUGCUCAAGAAGCAAAAGGUACAGUAGCGCCACGAAUACCCAAGUUAAGGCGAUUGCCGAAUCCUUUCGAGCCGCUGCAAAAAAAUCCUAAAGGAUGGAGUGCAGAUUAUUACGCAAAGUACUUUAAGGAUCGGGAAAGAGGCUUGGAUGGUAACAAGAAUCUGGUGAACAAGAUAAUAGCUGAGGACGAAUAUCUAUGA